This is a messenger RNA of Lepisosteus oculatus (spotted gar), 2999 nucleotides long. RefSeq names its product vitamin K-dependent protein C-like. Lineage: Eukaryota; Metazoa; Chordata; Actinopteri; Semionotiformes; Lepisosteidae. Gene Ontology annotation, cellular component: extracellular region. Gene Ontology annotation, molecular function: serine-type endopeptidase activity; calcium ion binding. Gene Ontology annotation, biological process: blood coagulation; proteolysis. The record is from RefSeq and is a predicted model, not a curated record.
GACACACACACCCCCCCCCAUAAGGCAGACGUUACGGAGUCUCUGGACUGGACCUUCUGGAAUGGCGGUGAAAGAAGGCACAAUGAUGCUGCUGCUGCUGCUCACUCUUCUCUCUCACGGCUGCCUGAGUGCAGUUUCUGGCACUUCGGUGUUUUACAGCAGCCAGCAGGCGCACAUGAUCCUGCGUCAGAAACGAGCCAACAGCUUCCUGGAGGAGAUCAAGCCUGGCAAUCUGGAACGGGAGUGCAUGGAGGAGACGUGUGACUAUGAGGAGGCCCGUGAGAUCUUCGAGGCAGACGACGCCACUCUAAAAUUUUGGAUGAAAUAUGUGGACGGAGACCAGUGCGUUCCCAACAACUGUGUCAACGGCACCUGUAUCGACCAGGUCGGCUCCUACACCUGCCUCUGCCAUCCUGGCUUUGAAGGGAGACACUGUAACUUCUCGGUGUUUGCCACUAGCUGCUCGGAGGACAACGGCGGCUGUGAUCACUCCUGCCAGGAGAGUGGGAACGGGACGAGCCGCAGGUGCGGGUGUCUGCUGGGGUACACCCUGGCCGAUGACGGCAGGAGCUGCCAGCCCUCAGUGCCCUUCGCCUGUGGGAAGAUCGCAGUGGACAAGACCCCAGCCAUAAGGGGCUACAGGCUUCUGACAGGCCUCAAGCCCUAUGUGGUGGGAGGGGAGAAGGGGAAGAAGGGCCACAGCCCCUGGCAGGUGCUGCUGAUAAACGCACAGGGCAAAUUCCACUGCGGGGGAGUUCUGAUUGACAACUCCUGGGUCCUCACUGCUGCCCACUGCCUGGAGAAGGGAUCCAGAUAUCAUGUCCGAUUGGGAGACUAUGAACGCUAUCGUGAUGAACAAACAGAGGUCACAGUGGAAAUUUCCCAGUUCAUCACUCAUCCUCACUACAAUAGAUUUCUGCUCUUCACUAUUUACUGGAAACUUCUCCCUGUGUCAAUAUUUAAAACGAGGUUAAUCGUCAACUCUGGAAAUGCACAGGGAUCCCUUGCCUCUGGACAGUCAGACACGGACAUAAUGAAGAAAAGAAACAUAAGGAUGCUACCAUCUUCCCUGUUCCUUGUCUUUCUCUCCCUGGUCUGCCUGAACACAGCCUUCAGUUCAGUGUUUUUGGACAGGAAGAAGGCUGACAGGGUUCUGAAAAUCCGGAAGACCAGGGCUAAUUCCUUCCUGGAGGAAAUUCGGCCAGGCAACCUGGAACGAGAGUGUUACGAGGAGUUGUGCUCCUUUGAGGAAGCAAAGGAGAUCUACCAAACCAGGGAGAAAAUGAUGGAGUUCUGGUUCCACUACAAAGACCUAAACAUCUGCAAACAGAACCCUUGUCAAAACGGAGGGAUCUGCACCAGUGAGCGCUACAGCUACCUGUGCCUCUGCCCUCCCCGCUAUGAGGGGCAAAACUGUGAGACAGAAGUCUUCGAGUGUCAGUAUAAGAAUGGGGGCUGCCAGCAGUACUGCAUAAACAGGUUCCGCACGGUUAGUGUGCAGUGCAGCUGUGCUCAGGGGUACAAGCUGGAGGAAGAUGGGAAGAGCUGUGCAGAAGCAGUUCCAUUCCCCUGCGGGAAAAACAAGGAUGUCAGCUACACUCGUUCUCUCCUCAAUGAGUCGGACAUCUUUGAUCUAAACAACACAGCUUCGACCAGCUCUCCCUGGCUCAAUGACACACGCUUGCAGGGUAACGUCACAGACAGCCCAGACGGGAGCGUCCUGGAGGUCAACGAAGAUACCCGGAUUGUGGGAGGCAUGCUCCAGCAACAGGGGCAAAGCCCUUGGCAGGUCUUGAUUCACAGGAAAGAUGGCUAUGGGUUCUGUGGGGGAUCAUUGAUCACUGAGCGAUGGGUCCUCAGUGCUGCUCACUGUUUCCAAGAAAAACCUGACUACGUCACUAUUGGGGACUUUGACAAGUACCUUCGGGACCAGGACGAGCAGAAGAUCAGGAUAGGAGAAGUGGUGAUACAUCCUCACUUCCACGACGCCACCUUCGACAGCGACAUUGCGCUGGUCUACCUGGCCGAGCCGGUGAUUCUGGGGCCCUUUGUGGCGCCCAUCUGCCUCCCCAAUAGCAACCUGGCAAAGCUCUUGGUGCAGGAGGGAGCAAUAGGCCUCGCGACCGGCUGGGGGGCCACCAAGUACCUAGGUCUGUCCUCCCGCUUCCUGCGCAAGGUGGCUUUACCGGUGGUGGACCAGCAGAAGUGCAUGAGCUCCACCACGCAAGUGGUGACUGACAACAUGUUCUGCGCGGGCUACCCGGACGGGGUCAAGGACUCCUGCAAGGGGGACAGCGGCGGCCCUUUUGCUUCCCUCUACCGGAACACCUGGUACCUGACAGGCGUGGUCAGCUGGGGGGAGGAGUGUGCUGCCAAGGGCAAAUAUGGCUUCUACACCCGUUUGGCCAACUUCCUCCCCUGGAUCCAAGACACCGUGGCCAAAAGAAACCGAACAAGGGUCUGACGCAGUGGAGAAAACCACUUACCGUCCCCUUCAACUACAGACCCCCACCCCCGAUGUUCCAGCCUUAAAAGAAUUUCCACAAGUUCCCAGGCACAUACUGUAUAAUGGCAUCAAAGCCGGGAUUCUGAGGUGCCCAUGGAGGUAUCUGUGGCCUAUUUGAUCUCUUCCAGUCGAAGUGGUUUUCAAGACACAGUAUGGAGCCAUCGUGCCAUGCUGCCAAAUCCUCUGCCAAUCCAGUGGAAGGUGGACUUCGUGUACAAUUCCUUCCAGGUUCAAUCAUUCCUUCACAAGAUGCCACCAGCCUUGCUACCCUCACGACUGUCAAUAACAAGACCCAUGAGAUGCACAAAAUACUCUUCUAAUUUGUCAAGAUUACAUUGUAAUACGGAGUAUGAUUUAAAACUAACUUGUGUUCAAGCAUUGUAUGUGCCAAAAUACCCAGAACAGUAUUAAUGUGUGUUGUCCAAUUGACCAUAUUUGUAUCAUCGAUUUUUAAAAUAAAGGUAAUCCGCAGUCAGGACCGAUCAUUCUGUUA